GAUUGGAGCGGCGACAACAGGAGGCGGCAGACGGGUACAGCGCGCUCUGCGCUCACGACGGGAGCUCCCCUUCUUCCUGAAGCCAGGACCGUACCUUCUCCUCCGCCGGGCCGGUAGCCACGGCCGCUGCUGCUGCCCCCCGCCGCAUCCCCGCCGCCGCAUCCCCGCCGCCACAUCCGCGGCGCCCGCAGCAGGAGGAGAAGACGCGCCGGGCCGCCGCCGCUGGAGGGAAUCCCAGCUGACACUCGCUCCCUCCUUCGGCCGUUGAGUCUGCCCUCCCACGGGGUCUCCGCUUUCUCCUCCCCGCCGCCAGCUCCUGCUCUCCGCCGCGAUGGGGCUCCUGGACUCCGAGCAGGGCAGUGUCCUGAAUGUGGUGUCCACGGCGCUCAACGACACGAUGGAGUUCUACCGCUGGACUUGGUCCAUCACAGAUAAACGUGUGGAAAAUUGGCCUCUAAUGCACUCUCCAUGGCCUACGCUUUGUAUAAGUACUCUUUAUCUCCUAUUCGUGUGGCUGGGCCCGAAGUGGAUGAAGGCCCGAGAACCUUUUCAGAUGCGCUUGGUGCUUAUUGUCUAUAAUUUUGGGAUGGUUUUGCUUAAUUUGUUUAUCUUCAGAGAGUUAUUCCUGGGAUCAUAUAAUGCAGGAUACAGCUAUAUUUGCCAGAGUGUGGAUUAUUCUGAUAAUGUGAAUGAAGUCAGAAUAGCUGCUGCUCUGUGGUGGUACUUUGUAUCUAAAGGAAUUGAGUAUUUGGACACGGUGUUUUUUAUCCUAAGAAAGAAAAACAACCAAGUCUCUUUCCUUCAUGUGUACCAUCACUGUACAAUGUUUACGUUGUGGUGGAUUGGAAUUAAGUGGGUUGCAGGGGGGCAAGCAUUUUUUGGAGCCCAAAUGAAUUCCUUCAUCCACGUGAUUAUGUACUCUUACUACGGGUUAACUGCCUUUGGCCCAUGGAUUCAGAAAUAUCUUUGGUGGAAACGAUACCUGACCAUGUUGCAGCUGGUUCAGUUCUUUGUGACCAUCGGGCACACGGCACUGUCUCUCUACACGGAUUGCCCCUUCCCCAAGUGGAUGCACUGGGCUCUGAUUGCCUAUGCGAUCAGCUUCAUAUUUCUCUUCCUCAACUUCUACGUUCGGACAUACAAUGAGCCCAAGAAGUCAAAAACGGGGAAAACAGCUGUGAAUGGUAUUUCAGCCAAUGGUGUGAACAAAUCAGAAAAACUGGUGGUAGAAAAUGGAAAAAAGCAGAAAAAUGGAAAAGCAAAAGGAGAGUAAAUUGAACUGGGCCUUAACUGUUGUUGACUCCAGUGAGGAAUUUCCCGUCUCAUAUAAGAUUUCAGGGAAAACAGAAGCAAAUGAGGGUUUCGGGGUGGGGAGGAAAAAGGCAAAUGUGCUCCUAUGUAUUAGUGACCUUUAGAUUGAGUAAAGUGUUAAAUACUGUACCCUGAUGUUUUAUUUAUGAAGUUUUUAUUUUAAACAUUUUUUAUUAGCUUUGAUAUUGUCUAGACCAAAGCAAUUAUUAUGUAACUUUGGAGGCUCUCUGUCACAUCCAUUUGUCUAAUGCAUGAAAUUUUUCAUGUAUCUUAUAUACAGUCAUUCUUCAGUCUGAUGAUCACAGAAACACAGUCUUUAUGAGUUUUUUUUUGGCUAAAUUACUAAUUACUUACUGAUUAAAAUCAGUUACCCUACAUUUUUCUGGUCCAAAGCUGGACAUGCAGAUACUUUAAAAUUUGCACAUUUGAAUUCAUUUGCUGACUGACUGAAAUGGUUGAAUCUCUCCACCACUAGUCUGAAAUACCCUUUUGGUUGUAAUUAAAUUAAAAAAUCUGAUGAUCUCUAUAGACUUUUAGAGGCUUGAUGAUGAUGGUGUUGGUGAAAAAAAGAAUUACAGUAAAAUCCUGUGUAGCGACCCAAAGGUCGCCGUGACUUGUGGCACAAAUCACUGUGGGAAACAGUUUUGCGACUUAAACGCAGCCUUUCAAUACUUCUAUCAGAAAUAUAUAUUAUGCAAAUUACGAUUAAUGUCUGAUUGGAACACGAAACAACUCAUGUCUUUAUUGGUAACAUCAUAAAAUUGUUACAGAAACGUGCUGUUAGACGACAGUAUGUUGAUUUUUAUCAGACUUUUAAUGUUUUGAUUUGUGGCUGUUACCAAGUUUUCAUAUGUGGAAAUAUACCUACCUCUUCUGUUGGAAAGAACAUUUAAAAUUAAAUAAAUUUUAAUUAAAAAAAUCAAGGAGUCCUCUAAUGUAGAUUUCAAUAUUAACUUUAUUAACUUUUGAAUCCACUAGUGUUUUUUUGUUUUUUGUUUUUGUUUUAUUACAAAUGGCGUACACCAGACUUUUCUGUGAAACUAUUCUCUUUCAAUGUGUUUAAUUUUGGAGUGAUAUUUUCCUUGUGAUAGGGUUGCAAGAUCUUAUUUAUUAACUAGAUGAAGUGUAAACCCAUUUUGGUGCAAUAUUCUUGACUCCUUGGUGCUAAAGAUCAUUAAAAUUAGUGCUUGAUUGUUACAAGGUGUUAAUUGUUAAGACACAAAAUGAAUAACAGUAAGAGUAGUCAGAACCAGAAAGUUAAAUUUGCUAUUUGUGAAUGAAGUACUUUAUGUAAUAUAUAUGAACAACUGUACAGUGUCUCAUUACACAGGUGAAAAUGUUAGGGGUAUUGCACAGGCAUCAUUAUGGGAAGAGAAAAUGUGACCGAUAAAAAAGCAUGAAUAUUUCUAUAUUUCUCAAGAUGUCAAAACUGCAUGUGCAGGAUGUAUGCUGCUUCUGCAGACCAACUGUCUCAGAAUAUUUGUACACUAUAAAAUAUUUAUUGUGCAUUAAAAUUACACACUUCCCCCUCCCUGAGGCAUGCAGUCAUGAGAAUUACAGAAACUUUGCAACACAUAAUAGUUUGGCCUAAGAGGAUUCAACACCUAUGUUUUUGCUGCUCAGUGUGUAAUGACUAGAGAUUUGUAAAUCUUUGUGAACGUUCUGUACUGGUUCCCCAGAGCUAUUCAUUCCCUACUACCUGAUUUCAGCAAAAUAAAUAUACUACUACUGUGGGGAAAAUGA
This is a messenger RNA of Artibeus jamaicensis (Jamaican fruit-eating bat), 3054 nucleotides long. It is a transcript of the gene ELOVL4, whose product is annotated as ELOVL fatty acid elongase 4. NCBI's taxonomy places the organism in Eukaryota, Metazoa, Chordata, Mammalia, Chiroptera, Phyllostomidae. Gene Ontology annotation, biological process: fatty acid elongation, monounsaturated fatty acid; fatty acid elongation, polyunsaturated fatty acid; very long-chain fatty acid biosynthetic process. Gene Ontology annotation, molecular function: fatty acid elongase activity. The record is from RefSeq and is a predicted model, not a curated record. The transcript has 6 exons. Bases 332 to 1273 code for a protein of 313 amino acids. Gene Ontology annotation, cellular component: endoplasmic reticulum membrane; endoplasmic reticulum.